Messenger RNA from Eurytemora carolleeae, 1166 nucleotides. RefSeq names its product arginine kinase. NCBI's taxonomy places the organism in Eukaryota, Metazoa, Arthropoda, Copepoda, Calanoida, Temoridae. The record is from RefSeq and is a predicted model, not a curated record. Bases 40 to 1107 code for a protein of 355 amino acids. Gene Ontology annotation, molecular function: creatine kinase activity. Gene Ontology annotation, biological process: phosphocreatine biosynthetic process. The transcript has 4 exons.
UCAGUUCCUCACUCAUUCCCAGGAGCUUGAGCAGAUAGCAUGGGUGAACCCUUUCCAGAAAUCAAAUCCACUCACUCCCUGGUGGCCAAGCAUGUCACCAAGGAUGUUUGGGCAAAGCUUAGUGGAUUGGUAACCUCUACCUCUGGGUUCACCCUUGCCAAGGCUAUCGCCUGCGCUGUUGAGUUUGACAACCAGCAUUGUGGAAUCUAUGCCGGAGACUGGGACUCCUAUAAGGUCUUUGCUGAUGUCUUUGAUCCAAUCAUUCAGGAAUAUCAUGGAAUUUCCCCUGAUGCUACUCAUACAAGUGAUAUGGAUGUUUCCAAAAUUCAAGGAAACAUUGACCCCACCGCCCCUGUUCACUCUACAAGAAUCAGGGUUGGAAGAAGCAUUGAUGGAUUUGGACUUUCUCCCGGAAUCACUAAAGACCAGAGAGUUGGAGUUGAAAACUUGAUGAAGAAAGCAUUUGCCAAUCUGUCAGGUGAUCUUGCUGGAACUUACUAUCCCCUUACUGGGAUGGAUGAAAAAGUAAGACAGCAGCUGGUUGAUGAUCAUUUCCUUUUCAUGUCUGGUGACCCAAAUCUUAAGGUAGCAGGAAUGGAGAGAGAUUGGCCAGAGGGUAGAGGAAUUUUCCAUAACAAGGACAAGACCUUCCUCACCUGGGUAAAUGAAGAAGAUCAGCUUAGAAUCAUCUCUAUGCAAAAUGGAGGAGAUGUUCGAGGAGUUUUUGAUCGUCUUGCUCGAGGAAUUCAGGCAGUUGGUGAAUCUGUCAAGAAGGAGUCUGGUAAAGACUUCAUGCUUGAUGCCAAGUACGGAUUUAUCCAUUCUUGUCCAACCAAUCUUGGAACAGGCAUGAGAGCAUCAGUUCAUGUUGAUUUGCCAGGAUAUACAAAGGAAGGUGUGAAGGUUCUUCAAGCUCGUUGUGAAACUCUUCACCUUCAACCAAGAGGUACUAGAGGAGAGUCCGGUGGACAGACCGGUGUCACCUAUGACAUCUCCAACAAGCAUAGGUUGGGUUACAGCGAGGUCCAGUUGGUACAGAAGAUGAUUGAUGGUGUCAACACCCUUGUCAAGGAAGACAGAGAACUCCAGAAGAAGCAUGGUCUGUAAUUUUAGAUAUUUCAAAUAUCUUAGCGUUUAUUGUUAAUAAAUAAAUAUUCAGCUUGUUA